GGGGAGCGGGGGGUGAGGCCGGGGCCGGGGGGUGAGGCCGGGGCCGGAGAUGCUGUUGGUUCUCGCAGACGAGCACAGGCGCCAUCUCAGCUUCCUGAGCGCGACCACGGCAGCGGUUGUGAGCGAGUUCUGCCGGAUUGCUGUGGAGUUUUUGAAGAAAGGCUCAAAUCCCAAAAUAUAUGAGGGAGCAGCAAGGAAACUGAGUGUGAGUGCUGAGACUGUGCAGCAUGGUGUUGAGGGACUGAUGUAUCUGCUCACUGAGAGCUCCAAGCUGAUGAUUUCCCAGGUGGAUUUCCAGGACUCGGUGCUGGUCUUGGGUUUUCCAGAGGAACUGAACAAGCUGCUGCUUCAGCUGUAUCUGGACAAUCGGCAAGAAAUCCGGAGCAUCCUGAAUGAGCUGACCCCCGACCUCCCUCAUUACCACAACUUGGAGUGGAGACUGGAUGUGCAGUUGGCCAGUCGUGCCUUGAGGCAGCAGAUCAAGCCUGUUCUGACCCUGAAGUUACACCUGGAGCAGAAUGGAUGUGCGAGUGCUAGCGUGCUCCAGACAGACCCUGCCACGCUGCUGCACCUGAUUCAAGAGCUGGAACAAGCUUUGGGUGAAAUGAAGAGCAACCAUUGCAGGAGGAUCGUGCGUAACAUCAAGUAGAGUUGACCCCAUCUGUUGGCAUUGAUGUGCUGAUUGUGAGAUGUUGACAUGUUUUUAUUCAACAAACCUAUUGUUGUUUGGUCUACUUCUGUUGUUGGAACAAGGGCUGGUUUUACUCUCUUUGUGGGGCUCAGGCUCAGAACUCAGUGAAUCAGACAAGUGUCAGACAUGGGGCGAUUUGAUAAAACAGACUGCCCAAGGUCACACCCGCUGUUUUCCUCUUGCAGCAGGCAUAGUUUGGAGCAGCACAAACACAUGAGAUGUUGCACUCAAUUCUGGAACCACUCAAUUCUGGAUCCCCAAUGAGGAGGAGAAGCCAUGGCGCAAACACCACAUACACCCUCGCAUACACACACUCACAUACACUUGAGUGUAACAGCAGGAAUGUGAAAAAUGCAGAGAAGCAAAACCGAUUGUAGAUGGCAGUGUGGACACUAACCAGGAAUAAACUAACAAGUGGAAGUGCUGGAGGUGAGGAGCACUGAGUGACCUCUGCCCUCUCUCUCUCUCUCUCUCUCUUUCGCUGUGAACCCUGAAUUCAUAUCCAGCACAGCUCACGAGAUCCUGAAAACUGACUGGAGCAUUCAUUGCUCUGGAGUUUGGGCCGUUACAAGCGGUUUCCUGGAGGCACAAUGUGUUGUCAGUGGGUGGCGCUGUCUGGCCACUGACACUUGGCAGAUGGUUUUUUUUUGACCGAUGUUGGGAAAAGGCUCUGUUUGUGCAGAGUAAAAUAAUGCUCUGUGUCUGCGAGCCUGGUAUUACAGUUGGAAACACUCCUCCUGCCCAUUCGUGCCACAAGUUCCAAAAAGCAGGGGGAAAAAAUUGAUUCACCGUUGAUGGUAUCUCGUAAAUCUUUUCCGUGUAAUUUCUUGUCAAUUUGUGGAAAAUUUGGGCCCUCCAAAGUCUUGAGUGACGACCUGAUUAAGCAGCGGGAAUAAAUUUCUUUUUUUUCCCCCGCCAUUGUGAUUCCUCUCUGACUGCUGUGCCAUUGCUAUUUCCUGCUGGCUCUGUUCACACACAAUCCUUGUCCUGCAACCUACUACUUAGUGCAUGGUAAUAAUAGUCAUGUUAUGCACCAAAUAAAAUCCCAAGCUUUAGUGAAGCUGAGUUGGCUAACACGUCACCAAGUUACAUUGUGUCAACUUACAAUACAGUGUAGAAAUGACUAAUCUUGUUAUCAAGUCCAAGGGAUUUGUUACCUGAGCUGCUCAGGUGGCCUCCCACUGCCCUUACAGUCAAUGUGCCUUUGCUGUAAACACACGAUGAAUUGCUUUGCUAAUUUUAUGGUUCCAAAUUAAUGCCAAAUGUAAGUUGCCUCCCUACCAGAUAGUUUAGAGGAUAUGAAAAGUUUGCACGAAAGUGUGAAUUGCUAUAAACAUGACUUGUUACUUGCCUGAACUGUCACAGUCCAAGUUGUGCCUGAAUAUUGAGUGUACAGCGAUAAUAAGCCAUGUACUCCCUGGGCCUUACAAAAUACAAUGAGAUCCGGCUGACGUUUCAGUAUGUGAUUCCAGUAAAAUGAAAAUCUUCUGCUGAAGCACGCAACACAAUCCCAGCAGGGAGGCAGAAUUGUAUGAUAUGGCUCUUCCAGUUUAGAGAGUUGUCUUAGAAUAGAAUCAGGUCUUUUAUCAUAGCCAGAGUUGAAUCCCAGGCCAGCACUGAGUAAACCUCAAUACGACCCAAUCCCCUGUCUUUGAAUGUAUUUGUAAAGGGAAUGGCUUUCCUUCCCUCUUGCUUCUCAGUGGAGUGUUGUGUGUCAAUGUUCUGUGUGGGAGUGCUGAUACUGGUACUAUGGGCCAGGAUCAGGGCCCUGGUCUCUCUUUUGAAUUUUGUUGAAUGAAGUCCCCAUUUUACAAUUUACAUGAAUUGACACACAUAUUUAGGGUGAGAUGCAUUGUGUUCUGGGAACAAGUGGGACCAAGCUAAUUGCAGUUAAUGUUGCAGCAACUUCACCUUUUAGACCCAUCAGAAAAUGGGAGGGAGUAAGUAGACUGAGUCACAAUAUGAGUCUCGAGCUUUGGCACAUGUGGAUUGAAUGAGGGCUCUAUACAGUGUAAAGACUGAAUUAAACAUGUUUACUCUUUCACAUUAUUAAAAGAUUCACUGUCUUCAA
Molecule: messenger RNA, 2762 nt
Organism: Callorhinchus milii (elephant shark)
Lineage: Eukaryota; Metazoa; Chordata; Chondrichthyes; Chimaeriformes; Callorhinchidae
Gene: commd2
Product: COMM domain containing 2
Exons: 5
Coding region: 50-649 (199 amino acids)
Source: RefSeq, a predicted model, not a curated record